AUGUCGGACCCUCGCAUGAGCGACAAGGAGCUCUUUGACCUCAACGCUCAAGCUGCUACCAAGAACUACAGCGUCGACCCUCGUCUCGACUACCGCACUGUAUCCGCUAUCAACGGUCCCCUGGUCGUCCUCGAAAAUGUCAAGUUCCCUUCCUACAACGAGAUUGUCUCGCUCACCCUCCCCGACGGCUCUCGCCGUGGUGGUCAGGUGCUCGAAGUCUCUGGCAACAAGGCCAUCGUCCAGGUCUUCGAGGGUACUUCUGGCAUUGACGUCCGCGACACCCACAUCGAGUUCACCGGCUCGUCCAUGAAGCUGCCCGUAUCCGAAGACAUGCAAGGUCGAAUCUUCAAUGGUUCGGGUGCGCCCAUCGACAAGGGACCUCGAGUGUUCGCCGAAGACUACCUCGACAUCAACGGCUCGCCCAUCAACCCCUUCUCCCGCGUCUACCCCGAGGAAAUGAUCCAAACGGGUAUCUCGACCAUCGACACGAUGAACUCGAUCGCCCGAGGUCAAAAGAUCCCCAUCUUCUCCGCCGCCGGUCUGCCGCACAACGAGAUCGCCGCGCAGAUCUGUCGUCAGGCCGGUCUGGUCAAGCGACCCGGCGCCGGCAAGGGCGUGCACGACGACCACGAGGACAACUUCUCCAUCGUCUUUGGUGCUAUGGGUGUCAACAUGGAGACGGCACGCUUCUUCAAGCAGGACUUUGAGGAGAACGGAUCGCUGGAUCGUGUCACCCUCUUCCUCAACUUGGCCAACGAUCCGACGAUCGAGCGAAUCAUCACCCCGCGUCUGGCGCUGACGACGGCCGAGUACUACGCGUACCAGCUGGAGAAGCACGUGCUCGUCGUUCUCACCGACAUGACGUCGUACGCUGAUGCGCUGCGUGAAGUCUCCGCUGCGCGAGAAGAGGUUCCCGGUCGUCGUGGUUAUCCUGGUUACAUGUACACGGAUUUGUCGACCAUCUACGAGCGAGCUGGUCGAGUUGCGGGCCGCAACGGCUCCAUUACGCAGAUUCCAAUUCUGACCAUGCCCAACGAGGACAUGACGCACCCCAUCCCCGAUUUGACCGGAUACAUCACCGAGGGCCAGAUCUACGUCGAUCGUCAGCUGCACAAUCGACAGAUCUACCCGCCUAUCAACGUGCUCCCCUCGUUGUCGCGACUGAUGAAGUCCGCCAUUGGCGCCAAGCACACGCGUGGCGAUCACUCCGAUGUGUCGAACCAGAUGUACGCCGCUUACGCCACCGGAAGGGAUGCUGCGGCGAUGAAGGCCGUCGUCGGUGAAGAAGCCCUCAGCAGCGAAGACAAACUCGCCAUUGAAUUCAUGGAGAACUUCGAGAACAAGUUCAUCAAACAGGGCGCUUAUGAGAAGAGACACAUCUUCGACUCGUUGGAUAUCGGGUGGGAUCUGUUGAGGAUUUUCCCCAAGGAGCAGUUGAACCGCAUCUCGCCCAAGGUGAUCAAGGAGUACUACUCGAGGCGCGCCAAGAAGGAGGGUAAGGAGGAGGAGGAGGGCAAGGGGAACAAGGAUACGAGGGACAACAGCGAGGAUAAGAAGAAGGACGAUAAGAAGGAUGACAAGAAGAAGGAUGAUAAGCUCGUGGAUGACGAGUAG
Messenger RNA from Kalmanozyma brasiliensis GHG001, 1614 nucleotides. RefSeq names its product ATPase, F1/V1/A1 complex, alpha/beta subunit, nucleotide-binding domain protein. Gene Ontology annotation, cellular component: proton-transporting V-type ATPase, V1 domain. Gene Ontology annotation, molecular function: ATP binding; proton-transporting ATPase activity, rotational mechanism. The transcript has a single exon. Gene Ontology annotation, biological process: ATP metabolic process; proton transmembrane transport. The coding region runs from base 1 to 1614 and encodes 537 amino acids. The record is from RefSeq and is a predicted model, not a curated record. NCBI's taxonomy places the organism in Eukaryota, Fungi, Basidiomycota, Ustilaginomycetes, Ustilaginales.